UUUGUCCUCACAGUGGGAGUGUUCCUCCUCAUUCAAGGGUUUCCUCUCCUUCUCCAGCGCUGCUGUCAUUCACAACCAGAAAAGACACAAAGGCAGAUCACAGAUGAAGGUGUAAAGCUCAAAGCUGGUUUAAGUGAGGGUUUGUUUCGGCGGAGGCUCGUCUGAUCUGACGCCUCGCGCAGGUGCUUCGUUUCCCGCAUCGAUCAGCUGAGCAUCCGACGGUCUGAGUGUUUGCUAAGUGGACUGAGCCAUAAACAGGCUUCCCGUCUGGAUCUCUGCCAUUGCUCUCUUCCUGCUCUCCUUUCCCUGGAUCCUCAGGCUGCAGAACACCCCCACCAUCCCUCAUCAGACCUAGAGCCCCGUCCAGAAGAGCCAGAGCCCCUUAGGGCCCACGGGCACAGCGGCACUUUAAGACUGUCUGCGAGUCAUGAGUGAAUUCUGGUUGUGCUUCAACUGCUGUAUCGCCGAGCAGCCGCAGCCGAAGAGGCGGAGACGUAUAGAUCGGAGUAUGAUCGGCGAGCCGACUAAUUUUGUCCACACGGCCCAUGUAGGCUCUGGAGAUAUCUUCAGUGGCAUGAACUCUGUGAACUCCGUUCAGAACCAAAUGCAGUCUAAAGGAGGCUAUGGAGGAGAGGCCAUGUCUGUUAAUGUACAGAUGCAGCUGGUGGAUACAAAAGCAGGAUAAUCCGUGUUGUUGGAAGGGGUGAGUAAACCACUCUUUAA
Molecule: messenger RNA, 723 nt
Organism: Carassius carassius (crucian carp)
Lineage: Eukaryota; Metazoa; Chordata; Actinopteri; Cypriniformes; Cyprinidae
Product: CDC42 small effector protein 2
Exons: 4
Coding region: 428-685 (85 amino acids)
Biological process (GO): regulation of Rho protein signal transduction
Cellular component (GO): plasma membrane
Molecular function (GO): small GTPase binding
Source: RefSeq, a predicted model, not a curated record